CUCUUCCUAUUUUCUCUCAACCCCCCCCCUGCUCUCUUCUCUGCUCUCUUCUCUCUUCUCUCUUCUCUCUCUCGAACUCUCAACUGAAAAACUUCCAAAGAAACUAAAAAUCUCAGAAGACAUCGCCACCAUUAACCUCUGAACCACUUUUUGCUUUGCUCCUUCAAGGCUUCAGAGUUUUUUUGUAUCUGUUGAAUUGCACAUUCGGAUACGCAGCUUUCAUGGCGGCCUCGUUUGUCUCGAACCCCGACCCCUGUCUUGACUCGAGUCGCAAGAAACGUCGAAAAGUCGAGGAUGAUCGGAAUCCGGCUUCAACUACUCAAGCGAGAUGGAGAUCCGAUAAAGAGCAACGGAUCUAUUCAACUAAGCUGGUGGAGGCGCUCCGGAAGGUUCGCCAGGGAUCAUCAUCGUCUCCGGUAGCGGUCUCCGGGGGGAAAAUCGUGAAGGAAGCAGCCGACAGGGUUCUGGCCGUGGCGGCGAAAGGUACGACUCGGUGGAGCAGAGCGAUUCUGAGGAGUCGACUCAGGCUGAGCAAGAGGCUUCAGAAGUGUAGAAAGGCGAGGGUUACCGGGGAUAGCCGGUGUAAGAGGGCGGACGUGAGGAGAGAGAGGAGGAGGACGCCGGCUGUGCAGAAGAAAGUUAAGGUUCUUAGCCAGUUGGUUCCCGGUUGCCGGAAGGCUCCGUUGCCGAACCUUCUAGAAGAAACGACCGAUUACAUAGCGGCGCUGGAGAUGCAGGUUCGAGCUAUGACGGUUCUGACGGAGCUUCUCUCCGGUGCUCCGGCGGCCAAUCGUCUCAACUUUACCAGUUGACGCUAUUCAAUAACCGCGCAUGCACCUUGCCUUAUGGUGCCAGGUGUUAUUUUUUUCUUUUUUGGGGGGGAUUAUGUAAUUUUUAUAAAUAUUCUAUAUCUAUGAAAUUUUUAAUUCGUGUA
Messenger RNA from Rosa chinensis, 934 nucleotides. RefSeq names its product transcription factor bHLH149. The transcript has 2 exons. Gene Ontology annotation, biological process: regulation of DNA-templated transcription. Lineage: Eukaryota; Viridiplantae; Streptophyta; Magnoliopsida; Rosales; Rosaceae. Gene Ontology annotation, molecular function: protein dimerization activity. Bases 222 to 812 code for a protein of 196 amino acids. The record is from RefSeq and is a predicted model, not a curated record.